Messenger RNA from Rana temporaria (common frog), 1339 nucleotides. It is a transcript of the gene METTL1, whose product is annotated as methyltransferase like 1. Gene Ontology annotation, cellular component: tRNA methyltransferase complex. Bases 87 to 914 code for a protein of 275 amino acids. Gene Ontology annotation, molecular function: tRNA (guanine(46)-N7)-methyltransferase activity. Gene Ontology annotation, biological process: RNA (guanine-N7)-methylation; tRNA methylation. The transcript has 6 exons. The record is from RefSeq and is a predicted model, not a curated record. Lineage: Eukaryota; Metazoa; Chordata; Amphibia; Anura; Ranidae.
AAUGAAAGCCACGUGGUGACCAUGACGUGUGGUGUGCGCCGGGCAGGGAGUGAGCCGCAUGGUUCCUGUGUGUUGGGUGCUGUGACAUGUCUGAGACUGAAGUGCAGCCCUGUGCUGCCAUGGCACAGCCGGGGAUGGCAGUGUCCCUUCCUCAGAAGCGCUAUUACAGGCAGAGAGCUCAUUCUAACCCUAUGGCCGAUCACACCUUCCACUACCCUGUGAAACCCCAGCGGAUGGACUGGUCAGAAUAUUACCCUGAUUAUUUUAAGCCUUUAUCACCCGAUAACCAUCAUGAUGAUGUGAAGGACUUGACAGAGACGAAGGAAGAGCUUCAGGUGGAGUUUGCGGACAUUGGCUGCGGAUAUGGCGGAUUAUUAGUGGAACUGUCUCGGUUAUUUCCAAAUAAACUCAUGCUUGGACUGGAGAUACGUGUUAAGGUAUCCGACUAUGUGCAAGACCGAAUCAAGUCACUGAGAGCCAGUCAUCCGGGCCAGUACCAGAAUAUUGCCUGUAUCCGAAGCAAUGCUAUGAAAUACCUACCUAACUUCUUCAGAAAAGGACAGCUGAGUAAGAUGUUCUUCCUGUUUCCUGAUCCUCACUUUAAGAAGACAAAGCAUAAAUGGAGAAUUAUUAGCUCCACACUGCUAGCAGAAUACGCGUAUGUGCUGCGAGUUGGGGGGUUGGUAUAUACAAUCACAGAUGUAGAAGAAGUUCACGAAUGGAUGGUGAAACACUUCACAGAGCAUCCGCUUUUUGAGCGCGUCUCAAAAGAACAAUUGGCUGAUGAUAUCAUCAUAGACAAACUGGGCACAUCUACAGAAGAAGGGAAAAAAGUUCAGCGUAAUAAAGGACAAAACUUCCUGGCUGUAUUUCAAAGAGUAGAAAACAGGACUUUAAGGAAUAAAGAAAUGUAGUUGUCACAUGAAUAAGACUGGAUAUGUGUCAAAUCCUCAAUCUGCAAUAAUCUGGAAGCAUAAAAUAAGGCGGAUCUCUGAAAACAUUCUAAAGUCCUGAAUUUGGCAUCAAUAUUGAGCUUUUUUUUGAUGUUCUGGAAUCUGGAGGAGUUUUACAUCAAGAUUCAUUCUGCAGCUCAGAAGCAUUAGUUGGUCUUUGUUCUUGAGCGGCUAAGGUCUCUUUAAUGAUUAAAUUGUGGGAAUAUGGCAAUAGGAGAAGCUCCAACGAAAAAACUAUGAUUUUUCUACUGGACAGAAUGGACUUCUUGUAGGCGACUAUGCUUUACCUGGUUGUGUCUCAUUUUAUGUUUUUAUUAUACAGUUUUCUAAAUAUAUUUGAAAGCCUAAUGUAGAAAGCAAGAUUAAAGUUUUGUUUUUGUUUUUAA